GUGGUUCGUGAUCUACUACCAUUUCUGGUGAUCGUCCUCAUAUUUUGGUCAAUGUAUACCAUCUUCUCUUCGGCCAUCCUCAUUCGUCCAAGCAGUGCUAACGACGCCCACGCUGCCAUUUCUCGCCUAUUUCGAAUAAUGCGAGCUGGCUUCUUUCAGAUGUUUGGUGAAUUCAAUCUGGAAGAACUCCUAGAACACUAUGGUUAG
Molecule: messenger RNA, 207 nt
Organism: Rodentolepis nana
Lineage: Eukaryota; Metazoa; Platyhelminthes; Cestoda; Cyclophyllidea; Hymenolepididae
Source: the annotation of a GenBank genome assembly